Molecule: messenger RNA, 2557 nt
Organism: Sinocyclocheilus grahami
Lineage: Eukaryota; Metazoa; Chordata; Actinopteri; Cypriniformes; Cyprinidae
Product: tripeptidyl-peptidase 1-like
Exons: 13
Coding region: 80-1768 (562 amino acids)
Biological process (GO): proteolysis; central nervous system development
Molecular function (GO): serine-type endopeptidase activity; tripeptidyl-peptidase activity
Source: RefSeq, a predicted model, not a curated record
UCAGUACGUUAGGACCAUAGACUGUAUAAAAACCGAUUAGGACACAGGCAUUGGUGUUGUUUUUAAGAUACCAGGCUACAUGAACGCGAAAACAAUGCGGAUUGCUGUUUUUGUUCUGAGCUUUAUUUGGCUCGUCAAUGCGGAGCUGCUUGAGGCUGAUCAAGAUGCUUCUGUGCCUGAGGACUGGAUUCUGGUUGAAAGGGUGGGACCUUUGGAGGAAGUGGAACUUACAUUUGCAUUAAAGCAGCAGAAUGUGAACCAGAUGGAGGAGUUACUGAAAUUAGUGUCAGACCCAGAUUCACAUCAAUAUGGGAAGCAUCUGAGUUUGGAAGAAGUAGCUGCUCUUGUUCGGCCAUCUCAGCUGACCGUGAAAGUAAUGCAGAAUUGGCUCCAGAGUCAUGGGGUCAAAAACUGUCACACAGUUGUAACGCAGGACUUCCUUCAAUGUGUCAUGCCUGUGCAGGUGGCUGAAACAUUGCUCCCUGGCACUAAAUUUCACCGCUACAGGAGAGAUUCACACACUCUGUUGAGGUCAACAUCUCUAUACUCGGUUCAUGAAGAUGUGCAUCAGCAUCUAGACUUUGUGGGUGGUGUGCACCGUUUUCCACCAAAAGGAAAGGAUAUCAGUAAAGGCUGGGAAGGAGCAAGACAAUCAGCAUUAGGCUAUCACUUGGGCGUCACCCCCGCAGUCAUUAGGAGUCGCUACAACCUCACAGCAAAAGAUGUGGGCACUGCCACCAACAACAGUCAGGCAGUGGCACAGUUCUUGGAGCAGUACUACCAUCCCGCUGACUUGGCUGAGUUCAUGAGUCUGUUUGCUAGAGGAUUCACACACAUGUCAGCUGUAGAGCGGGUCGUGGGCACUCAGGGCGGUGGGAAAGCCGGCAUUGAGGCCAGUCUGGAUGUGGAGUACAUCAUGAGCAGUGGAGCAAACAUUUCUACAUGGGUCUUCACAAAUCCAGGUCGUCAUGAGUCUCAGGAGCCGUUCCUUCAGUGGAUGGUGCUGCUUAGCAACAUGUCUGCAGUGCCUUGGGUCCACACUAUCAGCUAUGGAGAUGAUGAGGACAGCCUUUCUGAUGCCUAUAUGAACCGCAUCAACACUGAGUUCAUGAAAGCUGGCCUCAGAGGGAUUUCCAUGCUCUUUGCUUCUGGAGACAGUGGAGCAGGUUGUAGACACUUGUCCAAGGAAAGAAAUACUUUUAGACCGAGUUUUCCUGCAUCCAGUCCCUAUGUGACCACUGUGGGGGGGACCUCUUUCAAGAACCCCUUCAAACUUACCUACGAGGUCACAGAUUACAUCAGUGGAGGUGGCUUUAGUAAUGUGUUUGCAAGGCCAGGUUAUCAGGUUGCUGCUGUUGAAGCGUAUCUGAAGAGUGUUCAGCCUCUACCUCCUCAGACAUAUUUCAACAUCACUGGAAGAGCCUAUCCAGAUCUAGCUGCGCUUUCUGACAACUACUGGGUUGUUACCAACCGUGUACCUGUACCAUGGGUCUCUGGAACUUCGGCAUCAACUCCAGUUGUGGGCGGAAUUCUCUCCCUCAUAAAUGACCAGCGCUUCCUGAAGGGUCUUCCCUCAUUAGGAUUCAUCAACCCACGCCUUUACAAACUGCAAGGCAAAGGUCUUUAUGAUGUAACAGAGGGAUGUCACCUGAGUUGUCUGGAUGAUAAAGUUGAAGGGAAGGGUUUCUGUGCCUCCCCUUCAUGGGAUCCAGUAACGGGAUGGGGAACACCCAAUUAUCCUGCUCUUCUUAAAGCUCUUGUGGAUUGAGCUGCUGCUUAGUCAGAUUGCAAAAGAAAGGUCCACCCUUUUUUUUUUACUCUUAUUUUGGUUUUUAAUUUUUUUGCUGAAUCAUCUAAAUGAUGAUGCAUUGUAUAAUCAUAUCAAGAUAUCAUAGCUGUCAAUCAUUUUCACAAAAUAAUGUUAUUUCUGAACCUUUAAUGACUAGUUGAUUAACCCACCCUACAGUUCUUCUCCCGUCCAACAGGUUAUACGACUUCAGUUCUUUCAGAUGAGGUUGAUUUGUCCUAGAGUUAGAGUAAUGGAUCAGGGUUUUCCAGGUGUACGCUACAACCAUGUUUAAGUGUCUUUGGUGUGACAGAAAAUAUCUAUGAAUUUUAUCUACUUCAUACAAAUAUAUAUAUAUUUCAUUUUUCAAGAGACCAUGUUCAAUGAAGUGCAAUAUUCCAGAAUAAUAAAUUUCAGCUCCUUUUAAAACGCAAUUAAAAUAGAUUGUUAGGAUGUUUCAAGGUUUAAAUGCAGCAUGUGAUGAAACCAGCCUAAUUAUUGAGCAUACUUGAGCUACAUAAACCAACGGCCUGUUUUUGACAUUUUUAAUAGGUUGAUUUCAGACUUCGUGAUGAGAUCCUCAGGGAAUUAAAUAUUGAAUGGAUUUGUUGUUCAGAAACUACGAAGUCGUUGGUAAGACUGAGCAUGUUUUUCUACUAGACGUCUGGUGCACUGAAUGUUGUUUGAGCAACAGGUCCAACUUGUUUUUUUGAAAGAUGCAUUGCCUUCAGGAUCCCUUUGAAAGGUACAUGAAUAUUUUGAAGACUGGUG